Aplosporella prunicola CBS 121167 is the source of this 654-nucleotide messenger RNA. RefSeq lists its product as uncharacterized. The record is from RefSeq and is a predicted model, not a curated record. The coding region runs from base 75 to 413 and encodes 112 amino acids. NCBI's taxonomy places the organism in Eukaryota, Fungi, Ascomycota, Dothideomycetes, Botryosphaeriales, Aplosporellaceae. The transcript has a single exon.
CCUUGCUGACCCGCAGCGCCUUGCAGGGUUGUACCGCACCACCAUCCCGACCUCAUGCAUAUUGCCUUGAGUUUAUGCUGCCGCCAGGCCCAGUCAUUCCCUGCCACUGCCAGCCUUCUGUGUCGGCGAAGCACUGUCAUACCAGUCGUAUCCCAUCCCUGCUCCGCCUGAAACAAGACUUGCAGUUGUCCACGGUACCUGUUCAUUGUUGCUUUUGCUAUUUCGUUUUAGCAUGCCAUUCUCCCCCAUUGUGCAUCACCACUUUUUUUGUUUUCCCCUCCGCGCCAUGCUUUGCCGCCGGACUGUCUCUCUUUCGAGCACAUACUACGUCCAUGUCUCUGCGAAUCGGGCGGUGCGUCCACAUGGCCAGGCACCGGCGUCGACGAUACCUAGUCACUGAACACGGUUCCUAGCCGCUCGGCCGAUUCCGUCGGACGUGCUUGGAUUAACCUACCGUUAAGCGCCUCCUAAGCGUGCAUUGCCACAAUCUUGAUCUAUGACCGGCUCUUUCUCUUGCUGGCGCGGAGGCUCAUGCUGCCGACUUGUCGAUGGUACUACUGCAUCAUCGCCGUGGCAAUCAGGCCUGUGACCCUGCCCGACUUUUAUAAUGCGUUCGCGCCCACGUUGCUGAGGUGAAGUCAAGUCAGAUGCACA